Molecule: messenger RNA, 668 nt
Organism: Pollicipes pollicipes
Lineage: Eukaryota; Metazoa; Arthropoda; Thecostraca; Pollicipedomorpha; Pollicipedidae
Exons: 5
Coding region: 168-668 (166 amino acids)
Source: RefSeq, a predicted model, not a curated record
CCAGCACCGUCCCGCCGCCGGCUAGCACCGAGGCCGUCUGCACUGAGAACUGCGGCGGCGCCAGCUCGGAGGCGAGCGCCAUCGCCACCAUAUACGACGCCUGCCUGCUCAGCAAGGGCUGCUUCACGCGCGCCGACAGCUGCAUCGAGGGCCGCAACUGCGACCUGAUGGUGACGUACGCGCGCCGGCCGGACGGCGCCUACCGGCUGCAGCUGUACGGCAAGCACCAGCCGGCCGAGUACCUGGCCAUGGGACUCUCUAGGGACGCGGCCAUGGGGGACGAUGCAGUUAUCUACUGCACGGACCGCCCGGGCGGCGGGUACCAGAUCAAGCACGCCCACAACAAGGGAAAACAGUCAAAUCAGCAGAACGCCACGUCCGCGGGCGGUGAGCUGGUGACCGACUUCUCCCAGCGAAUACCGCGACGGCUUCCUGCUGUGCGAGUUCACGCACGCGGCGCGCUUCUCGGUGGGCGACGAGACGGCAGACCUGGCCUCGUCCGACCUGCACCUGAUGGUGUCGAGCGGCGCAGUGGAUGCCGACGGCGGGCCUCGCUACCACCAGACGUCGCGGCGCGUGAGCGGGUCAGCCGGUGGAGCUGGCCUCGGCCCGGCAGGCGACCGGCGACAGUGGCCUGCUGUUCCGCGUGCACGGUGCGCUCAUGCUGA